Orbicella faveolata is the source of this 2151-nucleotide messenger RNA. RefSeq lists its product as uncharacterized. The record is from RefSeq and is a predicted model, not a curated record. Lineage: Eukaryota; Metazoa; Cnidaria; Anthozoa; Scleractinia; Merulinidae. Gene Ontology annotation, biological process: DNA integration. Gene Ontology annotation, molecular function: nucleic acid binding.
UGUCAUAUAACCAUGCCAAAUUCUAAAUAAAUAUGCUUAACUUACUUUAUAUUCUGUAUGGUCACUGUCAUAUAACCAUGCCAAAUUCUAAAUAAAUAUGCUUAAAUUACUUCAUAUUCUGUAUGGUCAUUGUCAUAUAACCAUGCGAAAUUCUAAAUAAAUAUGCUUAACUUACUUUACAUUCUUUCAGGUCUUUGUCAUAUAAUCAUGCCCAUAUACACUUAUAUUGAGCAUUCUAAACUUCCAUGCGUAUGCAGUAUGGUAUGAUGCACCACGCGCUUUAUAUGCUGAUUUUGUAACCAGGUCUCUCGCGGCCAGUGACGGAACCAAAAUGGCGGCUCUAGGUGGCAUUGCUGGGUCAGAGAAUCGACUCAUAUCAUUUUUUGAACGGACAAAAGCACUACUUGCCGAGGCAGAACAAUGCAUUUAUAUAUUUUCAUCUGCUGGGGACAUAGACAGAAUAGAAAUGUUACACGAGAGGCUUUCAGAGGCUGGGGAAACUGUUUUUAUUUUGAAAGAGAGCGCUUCCGAACUCAUCAGUUCGGAUCGUGAUUUAAAAAUGGCAAAUUUUCAUAGCAACAUGGAUGAGCUGUCCACACACUUGACAAGACUGCGAGUCUAUUUUGAGAAUAUGGCAGAUUAUUUAAGUGAAGACACAGUAAAUGUGCCAGCCCACCAAUGCAAGAGGGAGUACACAGGUAUGAGAGGUCAACCGAAACUGGAGGUUUCCAAAAGGCAAAUACAGUUUCUCCGCGAGUUGCACUUUCCUUGGGUCAGAAUAGCGGAACUUCUCGGAAUCUCCACAAAAACCCUAACAAGAAGGCGGCAAGAGUUUCAAAUCGAUGGCGAGGAAGAGAUGAACUGGUCGUCUGCUGGAAAUGGCGCACUAAGGGAAAUCAUGCAAGAAAUAAUGACGGUCACUCCUGGAAUUGGUCAAACCCGAAUGUUAGGUGCAUUACAUAGCAGGGGAAUACGAGUGCAACGAUGGAAAGUCAGAGAAAUGAUGCGCGAGCUGGAUCCAGUUGGAACAGCACUUCGGUGGAGAGGAACCAUAUGUAGACGAAAGUACAAUGUACAAUGUCCAAAUGCGCUCUGGCACAUCGACGGAAAUCACAAGAUGAUACGCUGGCGAUUUGUGGUACACACGGCUAUUGAUGGAUAUUCCAGGUUGAUACCAUAUGUGUACUGUGCAGACAAUAACAAAUCAGAUACCGUACUUGAACUGUUUCAGAAUGCCUGCCAAUCUUAUGGCAUACCUUCAAGAGUUAGAAGUGACCAUGGUCUUGAAAACAUGGGCGUGGCCCGAAUGAUGUUGGAGUGCCGGGGAGUCAACAGAGGAAGCAUGAUAACCGGAAGUUCUGUGCACAAUCAAAGAGUUGAACGGCUUCAUAGGGAUGUAACCAGUGGUGUCCUCAAAAGUUAUAUCGACGAGUUCAACAUGAUGGAGACUUCUGGCCUAUUAGACCCUGUUAAUGAAGUUCAUUUGUUAUCACUUCAUCUUGUGUAUUUGCAGGAAAUUAACAAAUCUCUGGAAGAAUUUACCAGACAAUGGAAUUACCAUGGUCUUAGCACAGAAGGUGGUUCAUCUCCUCUCCAGCUUUGGACCGAGGGCAUUCUGAGAACUGCAACAGACAGGAACUCGCCUUUAGAUGUUAUUUUAACAGAGGAAGAAUUAGUUUGGUACGGAGUAGAUGAAGAUGACAGUUCUGUUACAGAAGAGGACCAAGAGGUAGUUGUUCCAAGUAGUAACAUACCUCUGAGUGGAAGUCAACUAGACCACCUUCAUUCCCUAAUACCCACAAACCUGAGAAAGGACGAAAGAAUCCUCAAAUAUGUUGAGCUUGUUGGGGUUGUUCAUGCUAUGCAUCAGGAAUAAUUAGAACAUAACUAUUGUAUGGGGAGUAACUUGAGGAAAAGUAACAGGUCCUUUUAGAGGACUGGGAAAAGUAAUGUCAGUACCAAAAAAUGCUUGCUCAGUAGUGGAAAAAAACGACAUAUGGAGGUUCAGUCUGGGUUUGCUAAGUUAAUUUCAAGUUUAGAAAUUUAUUUGUAUACAAUCUUGCCAUAACUGGGAAUAACUGGAUCAGUGUCUUCCACUCAUUUCACAAGACCCAGGAAUUCUUUUCUCUUUUCUCUCACAGCAGCAGAUGU